Halichondria panicea is the source of this 4943-nucleotide messenger RNA. Its product is annotated as NACHT domain- and WD repeat-containing protein 1-like. The record is from RefSeq and is a predicted model, not a curated record. The transcript is spliced from 4 exons. NCBI's taxonomy places the organism in Eukaryota, Metazoa, Porifera, Demospongiae, Suberitida, Halichondriidae. Gene Ontology annotation, molecular function: protein binding. Bases 74 to 4840 code for a protein of 1588 amino acids.
CUCAUGACUGAUAACAAAAAACUUUCUGAAAAAUAACGUGAUUAGCUACUCUUGCUAGCAGAUAGUAUAGGCAAUGGAUUCAGUUGUGAGAGGAAAUUUCAAUUGUCAGCUACCCCAGCAAGAUACAAAUCUUGUCAGAAUAUUUCUGAGCUCUACAUUUGGUGAUUUCAUUGAGGAACGCAACCGAUUGGCUCGGGAAACAUUUCCUUGCCUGCAGAAGUACUGCCAGAGCCUGGGUCUGGAGUUUCAGGUAGUGGACAUGAGGUGGGGGGUGAGGGAUGAAAACAUCUCCUACCAUCAGACCAGUGACGUUUGUAUCCAGGAGAUACAUAACUGCCAAAGACUCUCCAUUGGUCCAUCCUUUGUGGCCCUGAUUGGAGAUCGAUACGGGUAUCGUCCAUUCCCAGCAAAAAUUCUACGCAAAGAGUUUGAGCUUUUUGUGAAACUGGGCUCGUCUGAAGACAUUGAUACGACUAUCCUGUCAAAGUGGUACAAGGCCGACACAAACAGCCUUAACAAAUCAUACCAGCUUCUUCCGAUUACCUUUCAUUAUCCCAACUACUCGUGUGAAGACAAGCUUUUAAUGGCUUCUGACAGAGACCGCUGGUGGAAGACAUUUCUUGAGCUCCAGAAAACAUUUUGGGCUCUCGUAAAAGCCGCUGUUGCUCAGGGUCAAAUGACUGCAGAGAGGGCCCACAUUUACUUGCAGUCAGUUACAGAGGAUGAAAUAAAUCAUGGAAUCUUUAGAGCUGCUUCUCCUAAUGCCAGCUGCCUGUGUUACACGAGAACAUUAUCCAACUUGGAAACAAAAUUGACAGAUCACCUUGCCAACAAAUACAUUGACAUCUCUCCGAACACUGCUACUCCUUGUAUUGAUGGCGAAGCUCAGCGGCUACUACACGACUUCAAGUUCCGUAAACUGCCAGCCACUCUUGGAUCUGAUAACAUGCAUUCGUACACUGUCCCUUGGAUGCCUGGAGGCAUUAAUGAAGAUGUCAACGAGCACAAAAACUAUGUAGAUGAACUCUGCGAUCAGAUGCUACAAGAUAUCAAAUCUCUCAUUGAUAAAGGACUUGUAGCAAGAGGAGAGUUGAAAAAAUCGGCUCUGUACACUGAAGUUCUACACCAUGCUACUCUAUGCCUUACCAAAGCCAAAUCGUAUUGUGACAGGGGAGAUGAUGUAAUUCAGAAAAUCAGACACUUUGCUACCAGUACCAACAGUAAACCACUUAUCGUGUACGGAAGAUCAGGAUCUGGGAAAACAUCCGUCAUUGCAAAGGUUGUGCAUAGUUUGCGAUUAUGGACGAAUGGAACUGGUUUUGUGGUCAUGCGAUUUCUCGGCACCUCUCCACACAGCUCAACUAUACGAGAGGUUUUGAUUAGCAUUUGCGAGCAGAUUUGUGCUUUAUACAGCAUAACUCCUCCAUUGUUUCAAAAAAUGGACGCUAUGGGUGUAACUCUGUACUUUCGAGACAAACUGAUGAAUACACUAGAAACUGUUGCACCUAAAACACUCUAUCUUGUAAUCGAUUCUGUUGAUCAGCUCUCUGCUAGUGAUGGUGCUCACUCUAUGAAGUGGCUUCCUUUAGCCACACCACCGAAUGUUAAAAUCAUAGUCUCUAUGCUCAGUGAAGGUUACAACUGCCUUGAAAAUGUGCAAUCCAUGCUACCAUUCUCCCCAACUAACUACAUUGAGGUUGGUCCGAUGACUAUUGAAGCUGGCCUGCAUAUUAUGAGCAAAUGGCUCUCUGAUGUUGGAAGAACAAUCACCCAAGAACAGACAUUUCUCAUAUCCACCGCUUUUCUCAACUGUCCACAACCACUAUUUCUUAAAUUACUGUUUGGUCGAGCACGUACAUGGAAGUCCUACACAGACAUAACGUCUAUCAAAUCGUUUCCGAAAUCAACUCACGAAGCUCUCGACGAUUGUUAUGAACAUCUUGAAGAAUAUUUUGGCAAAGUGCUGGUUGAGAAAGCUUUAGGUUACUUGACAGCAUCAAGAGAAGGCAUUACAGAGUCUGAGCUUGAGCAUGUCCUAUCUCUGGAUAACGAAGUGUUAAACGAUGUGUAUCAGUAUUGGGACCCGCCCACAAAAGGAGUAGUUCGAAUUCCAUCACUGCUGUGGAAGAGAAUACAUCACUUCAUUUCGGACUACAUUGUGGAACAGUUAUCUGGAGGUGCAACAGUUAUGGUUUGGUAUCAUCGGCAGUUUAUUGAGAGUGCAAUGGCUCGAUACGUGAAUGAGAAAACGAACGUUUCUCUACACUGCACACUAACAGAAUUGUUUGAUGGCUCCUUCGCUAAAAGCAGCCGGAGUGUCAGGCUAACUCAUCGAGACCUUGAGUUGGUCGAUGCUGACAGACAAGUACCAUUGCAACCACUAGCCUUUCCAGGAGGUGCUUACAAUUUCAGAAAACUGAAUGAGUUGCCUUAUCACCUUCUUCACUCGAAACAGCUCAACAAGCUCAAAGCCACUGUUCUGUGUAAUUUUGAAUGGAUGCACACACAGCUCAAAGCUUCCGGUUACACAAAGCUCAUGCGUGACUACAUUGCAACACAGCAAGUGCACAAACACGAGCAAGAUGUAUUGACUGUUGGUGAGACUCUCUCACUGUCCCACAGUUCCCUGCAAAUUAACCCUGACAUGCUCGCUGGCCAAUUGUUAGGUCGAAUGCUGAGAAUUUCAUCCACAUCACCCACUCUAGGCAUAUUAAUAGACAAUGCCAAACGUUGGAUCAGCAAGUAUGAAAAAUGUAUUUUCGAGCCUCUCAACAACUGCUUAAUUAGCCCUGGAGGCGAACUCAAAGCUACCAUUUCUAGCCACCCUCAGGUUGUUUUGGGAAUCAAAAAAUCACUUUUUUCUCCCAUUGUUGUGUCUCAUUCCAAAACAGAGGACGGAAGCAUUUUACAAGUAUGGAGUAUUGAAUCCCUCGAAUGUAUUGAGAACAUUUGUACAUUAAGAAUGCCUGGUAAAGAAAUGCCUACGGGAAGCAACUUUGUAAUUGCUGGUGACUUUGUAGCAGCAAUCAGUACGAACUCAUACACACUUUGGAAUAUGAAUACAGGAGUUAUGCGGGAUCAUUUUGAAACAGAAUCCGAUGGAAAAUUGACCUCUGUUGUUGCAACUCAAGAUGGACAGCAAAUACUUAUUGGAACCUCUAAUGGGCAUGCUAUCUUUAAAACAACAUCAAUACCGACAAGUGGCACUACUAUCAAAGCAGAAGACUCGAUACUUUCAAUGGACUUGACACCAGAUGAUCGUACUACGGUUACACUGCUGGCAAAUAAUAAGUUUGCUUUGAUUGACAUCAACUCUAGGCAGAUUGUUAAAGUGUUAAACGUUGAUAGUGACUUUCACUCAUCAUCAAGCACAGUCAAACACAUAGCCAAAAGCAGAGCCGGCAGUUUUUUUUUUAUAAUUGGUGCAGAAAGUGGCUCAGUUUUUUUUGUGGAUCUGAAAACUUUCAACUCUGUUAAAAUCGCUGCACAUGGCAAAGCUGUAAAAUGUGUCACACACGUGUCCGAGUUGAAUGUAGUCAUCACUGGAUCACUUGAUAGCCUUUUAAACGUAUGGGAUCUUAGUUCUUUUACUCUGUUGAGAGUCCUGAAAGGGCAUGUAGAUGGCAUUUGGUGUGUAGAUUCAUUACCUAGCAUGUCCCUUGUCGUGUCCGGCUCGAAAGACGACUAUUUAAAGGUUUGGGACGUUGAAAGUGGGAAGUGUCUUCACACACUAGAAGGUCAUUCCUCCUGGAUCUCAUCAGUGUGUGCCGUAUCUUCAGAUGUCAUUGCUUCUGGCUCAAAUGACAAAAACCUCAAGAUUUGGAAGCUGGGAUCGGGUUCAAGCACAUUUGAUUCAUCCACUCGGCAUCUUGCUCAGCCAGAGUGUGUUGGACUGAAUGGCCUGAAAAUAGCUGCAUCUGGUGGACCUGAUGCACUGAAGCUCUGGGAUCCACAGAACGGCGAAUGCUGUAUGUCAAUAGAAUCCCCAACCUCAUGUCUACUCUUCACUAACGAUGGUGCUUUGCUAGUAUCAGGUUCUAAGAAAGGAGAGAUUGAAGUCCGUGAUUGCAGUUCCAAUUUUUCAUUGCUGCAUUCAGCUCAUAAGCACACAGACAAAGUGACCAAAAUACUGGAACUAUCAAACAAUCGACUAAUUUCAGCUUCACUCGAUUCAUCAUUCAUAGUAUGGACGAAAAAACUUCAAAGUGAAACUGUUCUUCAGGGUCAUUCUAGUGGUGUGACCUGCAUUGCUAUUGCAAAUUUUCAAAGCAUUCUUGCCAGCGGUUCUUCUGACUGCUUUAUUUGCUUGUGGGAUUCUCAAAAACUUGAACUUGUGUGCACUCUAAAAGGCCAUUCAAAAACUGUAAACUGUAUUGUGUUCAAUCACAAUGAUACGAAAAUUGUUACCGGAAGUGACGACCGAACAGCUCGAGUUUGGAAUAUCUCUGAUUUUACUUGCACCAGUAGUAUUAAUUUUUCAGACAGUAUUAAAACUAUUGCUUUCAUAAGUGAAGACAUUUUCCUAGCUGGAGUUCAUUGCAGUCGGAAACAGUUGAAAUCUUGGAGCGCUAAUACUGGAGGAUUUGUGUGUGAAUUUAAUGGUCACACGCAUGCUGUAAUGUGUAUGUUGAUCAUAGAUUCUGAUCAUGUAGUGACCGGAUCUCGAGAUGGAACUAUCAAGCUGUGGUGUUCUGAUAACGGCUCGUUACUAGCCAGCUAUGAUCUUCAAUCUCAAGUGAAGCAUAUUGCUGUUGUCAAGUCAACUACUAAGCAUUUCAUUCUAGCUGCUACCACAAAGACUGGCCCAAUAGCAUUCUUAAAACUGAUGUGUAUUUUCUAAGCUUGUUAUAAUUAUUAAAAAGUUAUUAAAUUUUGUAUCCACAAUGUUUUUCUGCCUAAUUCAUGGGACACAAGCGCAAAUAUAUAUAAUUAAUUUAUAUAGA